GUGACGAAAAUCUUUGCUAAUUUAAAGGGCUGUCUUAUAAAUAUUCAAACUGAUGAAUGAAGCUUCACGUUUAGAAAUUUUUUAGUUUUUGCAUCAUUGAGUGUUGAGAAUGGCAUCUAUUAUAGCUAUAGUACUAAUAUUUGUGGGGCUAGUGUUUUAUGUCCUAUUGCGUAUGUGUCUUCCUUAUGGGAUUUACAGGAUUAUGAGAGUUGAUAGGGGAAGAAGAAGCCUUUCCAAAGUUGAUUUAGAGAAGCUUCCAUGUUAUGAUUAUGUUGCAAAAGAAAAUGGAAGUAACCCUUUAGAUUGUGCAAUUUGUUUGGAGAAUUUCACUAUUGGGGAUAAGUGUAGAUUGUUGCCUAUUUGUGAGCACAAUUUUCAUGCUCAAUGUGUGGAUCAAUGGCUUUUGAGGAAUUCCAUUUGUCCAAUUUGUAGAUCUAUGGUUGGUUCUCAUAGUGGAGACAAAGUUGUUAUAGGUAACAAUGGAAGAGAAAGCAUAGAAAGUGGCUCAUCUAGAAAUGUUGUUAUAGAAUUAAGAGAAAAUAUUCCAACAUUAGAAGUAGAAUCACAAGAGCACUAAAUAGGUACAAUUGAAGAUCGGUUUGAAGUAGAAUCACAAGAUCCAUUAACAGGUACACUAUAUCCUUUGGAGAUUACUAAUAAAUUUAAUGUGUCCAUUUUGCAUGUUGAUCUUCCUAUAAUAUCAUUGUAAUUUUUUUUAGGAAGUUAUUUGGUAUAUUAAUAUGUCAAACUUCAACUUUUCAUAUUUCAAGUUAAAUUAGAGUAUUAAUAAAGGGUAUGUUUAGAGGGGAAAAAAUGAUAAAUGCAUCUAGUAAAUUGCAUAUAAAUGUUCUUUCCCAUUUUUAAUACAAUUUUAUUUUAUA
Medicago truncatula (barrel medic) is the source of this 881-nucleotide messenger RNA. RefSeq names its product putative RING-H2 finger protein ATL37. The coding region runs from base 110 to 577 and encodes 155 amino acids. The transcript has a single exon. NCBI's taxonomy places the organism in Eukaryota, Viridiplantae, Streptophyta, Magnoliopsida, Fabales, Fabaceae. The record is from RefSeq and is a predicted model, not a curated record.